This is a messenger RNA of Canariomyces notabilis, 1250 nucleotides long. RefSeq lists its product as uncharacterized. Gene Ontology annotation, molecular function: U1 snRNA binding. Lineage: Eukaryota; Fungi; Ascomycota; Sordariomycetes; Sordariales; Chaetomiaceae. Gene Ontology annotation, cellular component: U1 snRNP. The transcript has 2 exons. Bases 374 to 880 code for a protein of 168 amino acids. The record is from RefSeq and is a predicted model, not a curated record. Gene Ontology annotation, biological process: mRNA splicing, via spliceosome.
AAAGUAUCCAGACAUCUGAACCAAAUCUACAGCCUUGCAGCGCAAACAGAGAUGGCUCCAGCACAGCAAGCCAUUGCUACGUAUGUGUCAUUGCACUCCGACACAUACAAGGCAUCCCGAAUCUCGACGCGCAGAUGAAAAAAACUAACCGGCGAUUUCCAGGGUCUACGUACGCAACCUCGAAGAACGCGUCAAGCCGGAGCCGCUCAAAGAGGCGCUGCGCGCAAUAUUUUCCGAGUUUGGCAAUGUCAUUGACAUUGUAGCCAAGACGAACCUCAAGGCCAAGGGUCAGGCCUUCGUCGUCUUCGACAAUCCGGAGUCGGCGUUGGCCGCCAUUGACGAGGUGCAGGGCUUCGAGCUCUUCGACAAGCCGAUGCAGGUUGCUCUGGCUCGCACGCGGAGCGAUGCCACCGUGUUGCAGACUGGGAACGAGGAGGAGUUUGACGCGCACAAGCGCCGGCGCAUGGCGGAGAAAGACAAGAAGAAGGCCCUCGAGACGGCAGAGGAGCAGAAGCGCCUCAAGCACCCCAUGCAGGGAGCACCCGCAGACGGCGGUGCCCGUCCUGCCAAGAAAGUGCGUGGCGCCGGUCUCAAGGCGACUGGAGCUGGCCCUGCUGCUGUCGUUCCCGACGAGUAUCUGCCUCCCAAUCGGAUUCUGUUCGUACAGAAUCUGCCCGCAGACUUUGACAAGGAUGCCCUCACUGCUAUCUUUGGCCGCUUCGAGGGCUUCCGCGAGGUCCGCAUGGUUCCUGGUCGCAGCGGCAUCGCAUUCGUCGAGUACGAAGCCGAGGCUGGAGCUAUCACUGCUAAAGAGAACACGGCUGGGAUGGCCCUGAAUAAUAGCGAGAAGAUCAUGAAAGUCACCUACCAGCGCCAGUAGCGCGGUGGUCACACAAAUCAUCUUCACGAUGCAUAUCCCAUGUGGGACGGAAACGAUGCGAGGAUGAACAGUUUUACGGAUAGCUCAGGUGAGGCGUUUUGGUUCUCUGUGGCCGGGUUACGCUCAGGGAAGAGGUUGAGAUCAGGAAAGAACCAUAGAUACCCAUUGCAGCCCAUGCAAUACACAACAGAAUAACUCCCUACAUGCGCCUAUGCCUAUGAAGCGACAGGUAUAACGAGAAAUUUACAAACCAGACAGCCAAACCGGAGGGUGGCCCUGUCCAUUAGAAGAUGACGUCUUCGUCUUCUUCAGCUGCUAGAAUAUCCGCGGGGCCGGUUUCUUGUGCCUCUGACGCUUGUUUCUCCCGAUC